CCAGCACACUAGUCUCUCGCUACAAUAGUGAACCACCUGUCGUCGCAAAAAAAUUAUCAAUGAGAUAAGUGACAAAAGAACUCAUAUCAUGGACAUUGUGAAUGUGAAUAAAUAAUGGCUAAGUUUGAGUUAGCCGUUUUAGUUUUACUAGCUUUAAGUGGAAAUGUGAUUGGUCAAGAAGCUGUUAGUGGAAAGGAAAGAACUAUUAGUGUCGACAAUACAAUUGAUGAAACACCUGUCGAAGAUGUAGAAGUGCAAUCUGAAACUCCUGUACAAGAUGACCCAGUUGAAGUAUUAUCACUCUCAGCUUUGGAGGAGAAAAGUGGUAAAUACCAAAUGUUGGAUGACACCAUGACUGGAGACAUUCCUAACAAUUUGGAAGCUGUUGAUUUAAGUAACGUUCAAAUUGAGAGACAGAUGAUAAGCACAACAUCGCCGACGAACACGGAAUAUGCACAUAUCGACGGCAGAGUCCUGCCUUCAACGAGCUACCAGAACAAUGGACAAUCCUACGUGAUCACGCCACAAAGACUGCAGCAAGUCCGAGGCAACUUCAUGUACUGGUUCUACGAUCAGGGUGGAAACGAGAACAUUGGCGACUACCAGAGAGACAUACACACAUCCACGCCGCAGAUUCACAAGAAUUUCAACUUUCAGCUGCCUUUCUUUGGGUUUAGAUUCAAUUAUACCAGAUUGUCAAUGAAUGGCUACAUCUACUUCAGUGACCCUCCAGAUCACUACACGUACCCACUCUCUUUUCCCGUACGUGAUUGGCCGACCGUGAACGAUCCUUCGUUCAUAGGAAUCUUCUUCAGCAAAUGUCGAAUUGGAAGCCAAAGACCUGAAGAGCCUGACCAAAGGCGACCCGGUGUUUACUUUAGAAUGGACAGAGAUUUACAGACACGAACAGACCAGCUUGGAGUUGAAAUGAGAGAGAGGGUGACGUGGGACAUACGCGAGGGUGUCAUAGGAUCAGAGACAUUCUUCCCUAAGCAUGCCGUUACCAUCACCUGGAAGAAUAUGUCCUUUGCUGGUGGAAUUGACAACUCUUUGUUUAUGACAAACACAUUCCAGAUGGUUUUAGCUACUGAUGAAGUGUUCACGUACGCUAUUUUCAAUUACCUUGAAAUAAAUUGGAGCUCCCACACCGAGGCUGGUGGUGAUACCACGACUGGUGAAGGUGGUGUUCCAGCUUAUAUUGGAUUUAACGCUGGUAACGGCACACAAAGCUACGAAUACAAGCCAUACUCCCAAGCAUCAGUGCUCAGAGACUUGACUGGUCGAGGAUGGGCGAACGGAUUCCCGGGAAGACACAUCUUCAGAAUUGACGAGAAAAUUCUAAUGGGCACUUGCAACAAAGAUAUAGAUGGUGCAAAUCUCCCACUUAUGUUCGCUCCGGAGUCUGGAAAUAUGUUGGGUGGGACUAUUGUUAACAUUACCGGUCCUUGCUUCAGGCCAACCGAUCGUAUAACUUGUAGAUUUGAUACAGAAUCAGUUGUUGGUGUAGUAGUUGAUGAUAAUCGGGCUAUAUGUGUACAGCCAAGGUUUUGGCACAAUGGAUAUGCAAGAUUCGAAAUUGCCAUCAAUAAUGAACCGUACAAAUGGAAGGGAAGAUACUUUGUCGAAACACCAGCUACUGCAGCCGAAAAGAUAUUCUUCACAGACAAUGCGAUACAUGAAAGAUAUCCACCAGAAAUAAAAAUUAGUUGGGAUCGAUUUAAUUUAACAACAAAUCUAAAUGUUCAGCUGCAAAUAAGUUUGUGGGGAUACAAAGAAGUUACAAUAAGACCUCAACUAGAAUUUAUCGAUAUGAUUGAAGCUGGUGUAGCAAAUACAGGCGAAUAUGUUAUAAAUCCUCAAAACUUCAGAAAUCGUGACAAUAUUAUGCAUAACGAUAUGCAAUUUGGCUUUAUACAGAUCAAUUUGACUUCACCAGCAGAUAUUAAGGGAAUGGCCAUAUCUCCAAUUCUGUGGAGUAGGCCUAUUCCGCUUGGCUGGUACUUUGCUCCUCAAUGGGAGAGAAUCCAUGGACAACGAUGGGCACAAUCAUUAUGCAAUAAUUGGUUAAGGACAGACCGUUUUCUCAAAAAUUUCGCUGCUCAGGUUUGGGUAUGUCCGUGCACCUUGGAACACGCGCUUUUGGACAAAGGACGCUUUUUGCCCGAUGUCGACUGUGACAAAGAUACUAAUCCAACAUGCAGAUAUCAUUGGGGUGGGGUUCACUGCGUCAGAAGUGCUUCACCAAGUCCUGAAGGAUCCGGUCAGCAAUGUUGCUAUGACAAGAAUGGUUUCCUUAUGAUGUCGUAUGACCAAAUGUGGGGCUCUAAACCUCAACGUUCUCAUGAUUUUGGUUAUACACCUUACAACGAAGCUAAUAAGGUGCCAUCUUUAUCUCAUUGGUUCCAUGAUAUGAUUCCCUUUUAUCAAUGUUGUAUGUGGCAAGAGGAACAAGCUGUUGGUUGCGAAACAUUCAGGUUUGAACGUCGGCCCUCGCAAGACUGCGUUGCAUAUCAGUCACCUGGUGUCGCUGGUAUAUUUGGGGACCCUCAUAUUGUUACAUUUGACGACCUGCAAUAUACUUUCAAUGGAAAAGGUGAAUUUGUGCUUGUCCGAGUGGAUCACCCCCAAUUGAAGCUGGAUGUUCAGGGCAGAUUUGAACAAGUACCAAGAAAUAUUUAUGGACCCGUUAAUGCAACACAGCUCACAUCUGUGGUUGCUGCUUCGAACAACUCUGUUCCUAUUGAGGUAAGACUGCGUCCAACACAUGCACAAUGGCGGUACAGGUUGGAUGUGUUCGCAGAUGGAAAGAGAGUUUACUUCGAUAGACCCGCACUCAGGGUGCAAUAUUUCCCAGGUGUCACAGUGUACCAACCGAUGUACAUCCUCAACCAGUCUGAAAUCGUGAUCAUGUUCUCCUCCGGAGCUGGCGUUGAGGUGAUUGAGAAUAAAGGAUUCAUGUCUGCGAGAGUUUAUCUUCCUUGGACUUAUAUGAAUCAAACGCGAGGAUUGUUCGGCAAUUGGUCUCUAGACAUAAACGAUGACUUUAUCAGACCGGACGGAACCUUGGCGGCUAUUGACUUGAACAACUUCCAGACAGCACAUCGAGAAUUUGCACAAUAUUGGCAGUUAACGGAUCGUGAACAAAAGGACGUCGGUGUAGCGCUGUUCGUGAGAGAGUAUGGACGGACAGCAGCGUAUUAUAACGAUAAUACUUUUGUGCCGAACUUCAUAAGGGAGCCGAUUGAUUUCCUCCCCGCGAACAGAUCGCAAGAUGUUGAUCGGGCGAUAGAAAUAUGCCAAGACUCGUACCAAUGUAGGUACGACUUUGGUAUGACGCUGAAUAGGGAUAUGGCGGAAUUCACGAAGAACUAUUUAUCUUCCAUUACGAAUAUUAAGGAAACGAACGCUCGUCGAGUCAUCAGCUGUGGGGUUCUAGAAACACCGCGAUUUGGUAGAAAAAGCAAUUUCUUCUUCACUCCUGGUACAAGAGUUAACUUUGAAUGCAAUCAAAACUUUAUACUUAUUGGAGACAAACGUCGCAUUUGCGAAGACAACGGCAGAUGGAACCUACCUGACUAUGGAUACACGGAAUGCUUACGUAACCAGGAAUACUCUCAACGCUCUUUGUUUUUAACCUGGGGCGUCAUAGUGGCAAUUAUUCUACCGUUGGCUCUACUCAUUUGUCUAUUUUGGUUCUGGUGUCACCACAAACCAAAAUCUGAGGGCAAAGAAGGCUUCAGCUUCGCAAACAUCCCGCGAUCAAAAUCAGCUUCUCGACUUAAUCUAAGAUCCGCGUCAAUGGGUAACAUUACUGAUACGAUGAAAUCUUCAACUUUACGUAGCCAAUCAUCUUCAUCAAAACCUAAUAUAGCUGAUACGACAAAUGAGGAAGCUCCUCUUAAAGCUAAUAUGGCUCUAUCUCGAUCAGCACCUGCUCCACCCCAGCCUUUGGAUGGUGAAAGUUCUGGGAUAGGUUACACUGAUUCAAACAAAAGUGAUUCUAAUAAGUCGGAUAAGUCCUCUUUAAAGAAACGACGAGGUUAUGACAAGACAUACAGAACAAAUGAGCCUUUACCUAAUGCUCCGGAUGUUGAGUUCCCUGACAAACCUUGGGAUUUGUCUGAAGAAGAUUUACUUUCGAUAACUUCACCAUCAGACACAGAAUCUAAUAGAGAUUCUACAUUAACUCGGCCCGCAAAAGAUAUAGAAUUCCUAAAACCUAGACAAACAGGACGUCGUAAUUUACCAAGUGAAUCUGGUUAUUCCACCAAGGAAUCAGAAGAUCCAUAUUCUCCCAAAUACGAGGAUAGAUUCAGCCCAAUUUCAUCUCAUUAUUCGCCAACAUAUUCUGAAAUAUAUUCACCUCCAAUCAGCCCAAUACCUGAAAAUAGUCCAAGAAAUACGUACAAUAGCUCUGGAUUACCAGAGCCCCCUAAAAGUGCUCCAGCUACUGAAAUAAAAACUUUUACCCUUCCCCCUCAAAGGGGUAACCAGGAGUAUUCAUCGAGAACUUUGGGUGCAACGUGGGGGAUAAUUUCUGCGGUGAUGGUACCCAUCCUGGUGGUACUCAUAUGUAUUGGAUGGAGAAUACUGCAGAGAAAGAAAGAGGAAGAGAGGGAAGAAAAUGAGUUCCUCGCCGUAAGAUCACGUCCUAUCGACCCAGAUGAGUCUUUGAAGAUCAAUUCGGACGACGACUCCAUUCCUUACAAGAAAGACUCCCAGGAUAGCCCUGAACCCACAGAGGCGGUAAAGGUUGCUGAUAUUGACAGCCAAGAAUUUGGCUACCCACAAUCUUACACUGAAAAUCUUCCACCGCCGCCACCAAUUCAACCACAAACAAACCUACAAUGGAGCGGAGAAACUGAGAUAAACUAAUAAGUGUUUAGAAAAUUUAAAUUUAUUGAGUAUUUGUUUUAUGUAGGUACUAAAUAACGAUAGACUUUUUAGUGUGAGAGUAUAAGUUGGUAAGAACAAGUGGUGCUUCCAGUAUUUCCAAUUAUUUUUUUAUAUAAACAUAAUCUAACAAAAAAUGCUUUGAAAAGUUAUGGUUAUUUGAAAGGCCAAGUAUAAAAUAUAUUUAUAAUAAAUAUUUAAUCAGGUUUUCCGCUACGGCCAUGUGACAUAGAGAGUAGACAUUUAUCUUAAUUAUUAUGUAAGUAGGUAUAAAAGUAUAUUGUACCGAUUCUAGUAACUUUAUUUUAUAUAUAGGGUUGCCAGUUGUACUCUACAGUACGCUUACUUUUUAAAGUAAGUAACUCUAAUAGAGUAGGUACGCUAGAAUGAUCUUUCGUUAAUACUGACUUUUUGGAAAAUGCUACCCAUGCCCAUUAACAUUAAAGAAAAAACUAUUUCCUAAUCUAACUAAACAGAUUCGUGCCAAAGGUAAUUAAAUAACCCGAUUUUUUAUUUAAAUAAGUUAUAGUAAGUGUUUAAUCUGUAGCUACUCAGUAUUUACUUUCUCCGAAAUUCAGAUACACUCUAAUCUUACAUUACCUACAUUCACACACACACACACGCCUUGUUCCCGUCGGGGUAGGCAGAGACAAUAGAAUAUCAUUUGCUUCUAUCCUUAUAAACCUCACGCGCUUCCUCUACAUUCAUUACUCCGUUCAUUCAUGCUCGCUGGUUGCGGGUGCUACGGACCUCUCCUUUUCUCAAAACGUCCCCAAUUUGGACAACGAAUGUUCUACGAGCUCUCCCGCGAUCGACUUGCCCACACACACUUGCCUUUUAUCUAAUUUUCUUUCAUUCAUUACCUACAUUCCUUACAAAUUAUGUACGUACAUAGAUACAUACUUAUAUUUAUUUAAAACUGAUUUUAAAUAUAUACUUAUACAGUGUAUUCUCGCAUAGUAUGGCACGAUAUCACUAUUAUUACUACUAUUAAUAAGAAAUUAGUAUCUACGCAUUUCAAAGAUUCAUUCGGAGAUUUUGUUUUUUCAUAACCUCCUUCGUAUUUCGAUAUAAAAAUAAUAUGUAGCUAAGUACGAACCUAUUUACGAAUUUAGCUCUAAAUGUUUUAAAACCUCUAUUUUAAUAUAAAGAUUUUUGUGCCCACCUUUAUAUCGGAAGAAUUAGGUUAGUCAUGACAAUAUUGUAAUUAUUAUUAAGAUUUUUUCUUAUUUGCGUAUUAUUUUCUAAGAAGAGAGAUACUUACUCUUGUACUUAUUACAUAUUCUUCGACAUAACACUAAUGUUAUUAUAAUUAUAACUUAAGCGGGUUUGAAGAGCCUGUAUUAUUUUUUAUUAACUUUAGCUUAAAUUUAUUAUCAAUAAAUUUAUAAUUGCCAAAUAAAAUAUUAAUGUAUUUA
Leptidea sinapis is the source of this 6311-nucleotide messenger RNA. RefSeq names its product protein mesh (gene mesh). The transcript has 22 exons. Bases 115 to 4875 code for a protein of 1586 amino acids. The record is from RefSeq and is a predicted model, not a curated record. NCBI's taxonomy places the organism in Eukaryota, Metazoa, Arthropoda, Insecta, Lepidoptera, Pieridae. Gene Ontology annotation, biological process: cell-matrix adhesion.